CUCCACCUCAGUCUUUGUGCCCCGCUCGCCCCGCCCCCUGCCCCCCCGCCGCUCGCUUUUGCGAUGCCGCCCACACCCCAUCCGCUCGCUACGGCGCGGCAGAUUGCGCACCCGCCCUCGCGCGCCGACGGGGUGCCAGCGCGUCUCGAGGCCGACCUGCGCGCGGUGGGCUGCAUGAUGAUUCAAGAGGCGGGCGUUAUGCUCAAGCUACCGCAGAGCACACUCGCGACGGCGCAGGUAGUCUUCCAUCGAUUUUUUUACGUCUCGUCGCUGGCGUCGUUUGGCGUGAAUGAUCUAUCCGUCUCGUGUCUUUACCUCGCAACAAAGCUAAAUGAAACUCCUGCACGACUGCGGGACAUCAUCAACACCUACAUGUUUCUACAGGCGCGAGUGCGCCACCUCCUCUCCCUUCCUGCCGGAACUCCUCUGCCCCGAAACCUCCGACCUGGGUCAAAGGGCGAUGAAAUAUGGACGGGUUUCUCGUUUUCCAUCCCCAGCUUUCACUCGACGGUGUUUUGGGAGUGGAAGGAGGCGAUCCAAUAUAACGAGCUGCAGGUGCUCAAGCGGCUUGGGUUCAACAUGCAGGUCGACCUACCAUACUCGCAUGUGAUCAAUUAUCUCAAGAUUCUUGAUCUUGUGUUUGACGACGGGGUAGCACAGCUAUGCUGGUCGAUCCUGAAUGAUGCCCACCUCACGCCCCUCAACGCCCAACAACCCACUCAUGUGCUCGCCGUAGCGAGCAUCACCCUCGCUACGCGCUUGCGCCAAAUUGCUCUCCCAGAAGGGUGGUAUCUCCUGUUCGACGUGAUCUGGGACGACGUCGCACCAGUGUGCGCCACCAUCGUGCAGCUGUGGCGCGACUGGGGCUGUGCGCCAGUCGAGUUUGACGCCACAGCGGACGGGCGAGAAGACGAGAGGGCACGAGAGGACCGCUGGCGCAGGGCAUGGACGCUCGCCGAGAGCCGCAAAGCCGUGCGCAAGUGGGUGGAGGAGUCGAAGAGCAGCCAAGACAUACAUCCUACAUUGUAGCAACAUACGCAUUAAUCACAGCAUUAGCCACGUCCAGCCCAAAGGAAGCAACUAGCCGCUGGAGCGGACGCUCCAUCCCCAGGCAAUGCGCCCGCGGCUGAGC
Molecule: messenger RNA, 1132 nt
Organism: Cutaneotrichosporon oleaginosum
Lineage: Eukaryota; Fungi; Basidiomycota; Tremellomycetes; Trichosporonales; Trichosporonaceae
Biological process (GO): regulation of transcription by RNA polymerase II
Cellular component (GO): nucleus
Molecular function (GO): cyclin-dependent protein serine/threonine kinase regulator activity
Source: RefSeq, a predicted model, not a curated record